AUGUGCGAUGCUUUUCCUAGGGUCGAGGUGGGCGAAGCGGACUUCGUCGUGCUCUGUGAUGCGCUGAAGGUGUCGGAGAGCGUGAGGGAGAAAGCGUGGAAGACGUACGAGAGCUUGUCGGCAGCGGAUGGAGCUCUGGCUUGCAACACAAAGAAAAAGGAAACAUGGGGUGUAUGUAUCUUUAUUGUAGCAAUUGAUCUGGAUGAAGUGACAUUUACUUUCACUGAGCUUUUGAAAAGUAUAAACAUGAGUGUAUGCACAUUUUUUCAGUUUCUGAAAGAGGUGGAUGUUAACAUGGAUACUGUAAGCACUAAAGUUGAUAGCACUGUAUCAAGGCUGAAAAAGAAAUAUGAUGUAUUAUUUGCACUAUACCACAAGUUUGAAAGGACUUGUGGCCUUAUUUAUCUGGAACAACCUAGUAGUGAGAUUUCUGCUGAACUCAGUUCUGUAUUAGUCCUAAAAAAUUACUGGAUUACUUUUUUGCUGGCAAAAGGUAAAGUGUUGCAAGUGGAAGAUGACCUGGUGAUUUCUUUCCAGUUGUUGCUCUGUGUCUUAGAUUAUUUUAUCAAACUGUCACCUCCUGCUAUGCUCAAGGAACCAUACAAGUCUUCUGUGUCGCCAGUGACUGUAAAUGGUUCAGCUCGCACUCCAAGAAGAGGUCAGAACAGGAGUUCACGUACUGCAAGGCAGCUUGAUACCGACACAAAAAUUAUCGAAAUCCUUUGUAAAGAGCAUGAUUGUAAUUUAGAUGAGGUCAAAAAUGUGUAUUUCACAAGCUUCAUUCCUUUCUUGAAUUCUUCUGGUAUUGUAGCUUCAAAUGGACUACCAGAGGUUGAAGUUAUCUUGAAACAGUAUGACGAGCUCUAUCUCAAGAACAAAGAUAUAGAUGCGAGACUAUUUCUGAAUCAUGACGAGACUCUGCAGCCUGAUGUCAUUGCAUGCUCACAGUUGGAGAGGACACCACUAAAAAACAAUCCAGAUGAGGAAAUCAAUGUUAUACUUCCACAGACUCCUGUUCGAGCGGCAAUGAAUAACAUUCAGCAGUUGAUUAUGAUUUUAAACUCAGCAGCUGAUAAACCAUCAGAUAUUCUCAUCAAGUACUUCAAUAAUUGCACAGUGAACCCUAAGGAUAGCAUCCUGAAAAGAGUGGAAAGUUUUGACCACAUCUUCAAAAAGAAAUUUGCUGAAGCAGUUGGACAGGGAUGGGCUGAAAUUGGCUCACAGAGGUACAAGCUUGGAGUGCGUCUCUAUUACAGAGUAAUGGAGUCCAUGCUGAAGUCGGAGGAAGAGCGCCUCUCAGUGCAAAAUUUCAGCAAACUUCUGAAUGAUAACAUCUUCCACACAUCUCUUCUGGCAUGUGCUGUUGAGGUUGUCAUGGCUACCUAUGGCAGAAAUGCUUCACAAAGUGACAGUACCAGUGCUGAAACAGACUUGUCUUUCCCAUGGAUUCUGAAUGUAUUUGAUUUAAAAGCUUUUGACUUCUACAAGGUGAUUGAAAGCUUUAUUAGAGCGGAACCCAGCCUAACACGGGAAAUGAUAAAGCAUCUAGAACACUGUGAACAUCGAAUUAUGGAGUCUCUAGCUUGGCAAUCUGGGUCGCCUCUGUUUGAUCUUAUCAAGCAGUCAAAAGAGCGAGAAGGCCAAGCUGAUCAGCCUGAACCCCCUUCUACUCCCAAUAUGCCUUUCCAGCACAACCACACUGCUGCAGACCUCUAUCUUUCUCCUGUGAAAUCUCCUAAGAAGAAGGCAUCUGGACCUCCUCUAAGUGCUACUUCCCCUCCAGAUGUUCAGCCUGCUGUGACCCCCCAAACACAGAAACCGCAGAAAUCUACCUCCCUCUCUCUGUUCUACAAGAAAGUGUAUCUACUGGCCUAUCGUCGACUCCAUACCCUAUUCCUUCACCUGCUCUCCGACCAUCCUGACCUGGAACCCUUGAUCUGGACCCUCUUCCAGCACACACUGCAAAAUGAGUAUGAGCUAAUGAGAGACAGGCACCUGGACCAGAUCAUGAUGUGUUCCAUGUAUGGCAUAUGCAAAGUAAAGAAUGUAGAUCUUCGAUUUAAAAUGAUAGUUUCAGCAUACAAGGAGCUUUGCAACACAAAUCAAGAGACUUUCAAACGUGUUCUUAUCCGAGAAGAACAAUAUGACUCCAUCAUAGUCUUUUACAACUUAGUGUUUAUGCAGAAGCUGAAAACAAACAUUUUGCAGUAUGCUUCCAGCAGGCCUCCCACUCUGUCACCAAUCCCCCACAUCCCUCGCAGUCCUUACCAGUUCUCCAACUCUCCUCGGCGUGUCCCUGCUGGCAAUAACAUCUACAUCUCACCUCUGAAGAGCCCAUACAAAUUCUCCGAUGGGUUUCAGUCACCCACAAAGAUGACUCCAAGGUCUAGAAUUUUGGUGUCCAUUGGAGAAUCAUUUGGGACUUCUGAAAAGUUUCAAAAAAUAAACCAGAUGUUGUGCAACAGUGAGUGCCAGCUGAAGCGCAGUGCAGAAGUAGGAGCUGCUGCCCCGAAGCCACUGAAGAGGCUGCGCUUCGAUAUAGAGGGGACAGAUGAGGCAGAUGGAAGCAAACACCUACCCCAGGAGUCCAAGUUCCAACAAAAGCUUGCAGAAAUGACAUCUACUCGAACAAGAAUGCAAAAGCAGAAGCUGAAUGAUGGAAAUGAUACCUCAGCCAGUGAAGAAAAGUGAGAUUCUUCUCAGGACCAGGGGCUGCACUGCUGGCCCUCUUAAGAUUGUUUUUGUUUUACAGCCUUCAUUAAUAGAGUUGCUUUUUUAGUUGCUUUUUAUUCCAAACUGCUAGUUGAAAGCAUUUGUACUUUUUAAAUUGUUAAAUGUUUUCCAUGAUACUUUGCCUUAUGAUGUAGCAUAUAUACAAUGUAAGCCACUGAAUUUAAUUUAUAUAUUUUUUGAGGAUUUUUAAAAAGUCUUGGAAAGUGUCUAAAUUUCCUGUUGCAGCAUUACUGAUUUAAGCCAGUUCAGUCUUGUUGGAUUGAAUUUUUUAUGUCUAAAGAUGAAAUGUUAGCUAGAAUGAUUUGAAAUGCACUAAUUUUGUUUCUUAGAUUUGAUUAUUAGAUUUUCAUUACUUGCAAA
Onychostruthus taczanowskii (white-rumped snowfinch) is the source of this 3093-nucleotide messenger RNA. RefSeq names its product RB transcriptional corepressor 1 (gene RB1). Gene Ontology annotation, cellular component: nucleus; chromatin; Rb-E2F complex. The record is from RefSeq and is a predicted model, not a curated record. Gene Ontology annotation, molecular function: RNA polymerase II transcription regulatory region sequence-specific DNA binding. The transcript has 26 exons. Bases 1 to 2691 code for a protein of 896 amino acids. Gene Ontology annotation, biological process: cell morphogenesis involved in neuron differentiation; cell differentiation; negative regulation of G1/S transition of mitotic cell cycle. Lineage: Eukaryota; Metazoa; Chordata; Aves; Passeriformes; Passeridae.